GAUACUCUCUUUAUAAAUAACGUUGUGUUUGCUGUGGCCCAUUGUUUCUUUCCAAAGACAAUGGAGACGAAAUUUCUUCACUCGUCUCUUCUGCCAUUGCUUCUCCUCCUCUCAUGCUUCUUUCAUACAUCCUUUGUUCAUUCCAUGGGAUCAAGUACCCAUGACUCCAGGUGCUCCGGUUCUGACAUCUCCAUCCCCUAUCCUUUCGGUGUUCCUGGCCAAAUCCCCUCCCCAGCCCAAGGGUUCCUGAUCACAUGUGGUCCAUUAAGUCCGAUGCUUCCCAUCGGCAACACCGUGUUCACUAUUCUCAACAUCUCGUUGCUGGAUGGUUCUGUGAGCAUCAUGGCUAGUGCCGCUUCUCGUUCUCCGCAGUGCAGAGGGAACUAUGCUAGCUUUAGCCUUGACGGGACCAACUUCACAUUCUCUGAUACAAGAAACAAGUUUACAGCCGUGGGCUGUAAUAUGGUGGCCAUGCUGCUGAAUGGUAGUAGCAGUUACAGCGGUGGCUGCGCAUCUUUUUGCUCUACAAAUAAUAGCAUCGUCAAUGGUGCUUGCUCUGGUGUGGCUUGCUGCCAAGCACCGGUGCCCAAAGGGUUAAAGGAGCUGUCCUUAGAAUUCACGAGCAUACCUACUAGGCUCAACAAGGGCAACGGUACUUCAGCAUGUGCCGAGGCGUUCAUCGUGGAGCAGAACUCCUAUGUUUUCUCUACCGCUAACCUGAAUAUAUCAAGUAAGAGCUCGCAAUACCGGCCUGUUGUUCUCGAGUGGUCCAUAGAUGGUGGAAGCUGUGAGGAGGCAGCAAAACACUCUGCAUCAUAUGCCUGCAAGGAGAAUUCUUACUGCUAUAACUCUUCCAACGGAAUUGGAUAUCGCUGCAAUUGUACCAAGGGAUUUAAGGGGAACCCUUACCUCCAAGGGCCGGAUGGAUGCCAAGAUAUCGAUGAGUGCAUCGAAAGGCCAUGCACACAUAGUUGCAUCAACAUAGAGGGCGGUUUCAACUGUGCUUGCCCAUCAGGGAUGAGUGGUGACGGCCUUAAGAAUGGAAAUGGCUGCAGUGGAAUUGGCACUCUGCAGAUUUCAAUAGUUGCGGGACUAGCUCUGCUACUUCUUCUCCUUCUUCUCGGCUUUUGGACCCACUGGCUUGUUAAGAAGAGAAAGGUUGCAAAGAAAAGACAGAGAUAUUUUAUGCAGAAUGGUGGCAUUUUGUUGAAGCAGCAGAUGCUUUCUCGGAGGGCACCUCUGCGGAUAUUUACCUCAGGUGAGCUUGACAAAGCAACCAACAAAUUCAGUGAUAACAAUAUUGUUGGUAGAGGUGGGUUCGGAACAGUCUACAAAGGUAUACUGUCAGAUCAAAUGGUUGUAGCAGUCAAGAGGUCGCAGCGUGUUGAUCAGAGCCAGGUGGAACAAUUCGUGAAUGAGCUGGUCAUUCUUUCACAAGUGACCCACACGAAUGUGGUUCAGCUACUAGGCUGCUGUCUUGAGGCAGAGGUUCCCUUAUUGGUUUAUGAAUUUAUCACCAACGGGGCCCUUUUUCAUCAUCUUCACAAUACAUCGGUCCCAAUGUCAUGGGAGGAUCGCCUAAGGAUUGCAGUUGAAACUGCCUCAGCACUUGCAUACUUGCACUUAGCUGCAAAGACGCCAAUCAUUCACAGAGAUGUCAAGUCAUCAAACAUACUUCUUGACGGGAGCUUCACCGCAAAGGUCUCUGAUUUUGGUGCCUCAAGGCCAAUUCCCCAGAAUCAGACCCAUGUGACGACCUUAGUGCAGGGGACACUAGGGUACAUGGACCCUGAGUACUUCCAGACAAGCCAGCUGACUGAGAAAAGUGACGUGUACAGCUUUGGUGUGGUGCUUAUCGAGCUACUGACAAGGCAGAAACCAAUAUCUGAUGGCCAGAUGGACGAGGUGAAAAGCCUAGCAAUGUAUUUUAGCACGUUGUUCCACGAGAAUCGGUUACUGGAAAUUGUAGAUUCUCAAGUGGCUGAGGAAGCUGGAAUGAGACAUGUUAAAACUGUCGCGCAGUUGGCUUUAAGAUGCUUAAGGUUGAAAGGUGAAGAGAGGCCAAGGAUGAUAGAGGUUGCAGUUGAACUUGAAGCGCUGAGAAGGCUGAUGAAACAACACUCUGCCCUGGAGGGUGAAGAAGAGCCUGUGCUUUGGGAGUCGAGGUGCCACGGGGAGAUGAAUUUGUGCGCGCAAUCAAGUUUUAUCCAUGAUGGCACUGCCAAGGAUGAAAGCAUGGAGAUCAUUCUACUUCCAUCUGGUGAUCUGUCUUGUUAGGUCCUCCAUACUAAUGAUCGGGUCCCCUUUGUAUGUAGAUGGCAUGCAAUCAGGUAGAAAGAAACCCAGAGUGGGGUUAUAUUAGUGAGUCUGUCCACGUUUCAUUCAUCCUAUUUGUUCGAGCCAUUCGUACGUGAAGAAACUUUACUGACUCGGCUCAAGUUCCCACUUGUAGUGUACCAAAUCUUCGUAUGUUAAUCAGAAUAUCCAUUU
This is a messenger RNA of Lolium rigidum, 2490 nucleotides long. Its product is annotated as wall-associated receptor kinase 2-like. The transcript is spliced from 3 exons. The record is from RefSeq and is a predicted model, not a curated record. Gene Ontology annotation, biological process: protein phosphorylation; cell surface receptor signaling pathway. Gene Ontology annotation, cellular component: plasma membrane. The coding region runs from base 61 to 2277 and encodes 738 amino acids. Lineage: Eukaryota; Viridiplantae; Streptophyta; Magnoliopsida; Poales; Poaceae. Gene Ontology annotation, molecular function: calcium ion binding; protein serine/threonine kinase activity; ATP binding.